Mesorhabditis spiculigera is the source of this 1284-nucleotide messenger RNA. The record is from the annotation of a GenBank genome assembly. Lineage: Eukaryota; Metazoa; Nematoda; Chromadorea; Rhabditida; Rhabditidae.
AUGUCGGGAGCGAAGCCCGAUUCGCCGGAUCCGCCAGCGACGAGUCGACAUCUUCGGCCGACCAGCAAUGCAAAGCGCCGGAAGCCAACGAGUGGGGAAAGUUGCCUGAUCCCGAUCGCGAGCCGCAUCUCCUACCUCGAGCACCCGCGUCUCCAAGAGAUGCCCUAUUACCAUGGGUUCAUGCCGAGGAGCGAGUGCGAGAAGCUGUUCGAGAAUCCGGCUUUUCGCUGCAACGGCGUCUUUCUAGUGCGACAAAGCGUGCACGAGCGCAAGUACAUCUACGUCAUCUCGUCGUGGUUCGACGGGGCCCUCUAUCACACGCAAAUCUGCUGCAGUGAUAAAUUCCGAUACUGGGUGACGGAUUGGAGCUUUCAAAGUAUCCCGGCUCUGAUCGAGUACCACGUCGACAAGGGUGAUCCGGUGUGUACGGAGGGCUACUACAUCCGAUACCACGCGAAGAAGUCGAGCUGGCAACUCGACCACUCGCAGAUCAUGUGCACGCGGCAGCUGGGCGCCGGGAAUUUCGGGUGUGUCUACGAAGCCCUCUACCAAUACGAUCCCUACAAAAAACCGCCAAACGUUGUCGCCUUUUACGGUGUGGCGACGACGGACGAGCCGAUGCUGCUCGUCAUGGAGCUCGUCGGCGCCAGUUUACAGGGAAAAAUCGAGAAAGAAGAGCAAACCGAGAUCGUGCGACUGAACUGGAUCUACGACGCGGCGAAGGGGAUGCAGUGUUUGGAGGAGCAUGGUGUGCUUCAUCGCGACGUAGCAGCCCGAAAUUUCCUGCUCGACCGCGAGGGCGUCCACGUGAAGGUGUCCGAUUUUGGGCUGUCGAUGGCCCGCGGCGCAAAGGUGGACCCCAAGAAGAACGCCUUGCCGUUGAGAUAUUGGCCACCGGAAGUGCUGAAAAGCUACAGCAAAGCGCAGCCACACUUCGACCACAAGGCCGACGUCUGGAGCUUUGGCGUCAUGGUCACUGAGCUGUACACCCGCGGGAAGCGCCCGUUCGAGAUCCUCGAGGACAAAAACCCGGACGUGCGCUUCCAGGCGCUGAUCAAAAAGACGAAAAAGGAUUGCUGGAAAAACUACCCGCUGCUGAUCCCGAUGCGCGGCGACCUGGAGAAGAUUGUGCAUCGGUGUUUCGAAUAUGACCCCAAGGAUCGGCCGACAUUUGCCGAAUUGGUGCAACUGCUCGCCGAGCUCCCCGACGUCGUCGUUCAUGUGCUCGAGAAGCCAAAGAGCCUUCGCCGCCGAAUUAUCGACUGGUUCCUCGAAUCCGACCCA